CGCGUUUAGAUCGUGGAGUCUAGGUGUAAAGGAUAACCUCAUAUAAUUGUCCAUUCAGAAUAUUGAAAUUUUUUUUGCCGUAAUUCGAUGAUACGAUCGGUUCCCCGGUUUCGUCGACCAGAGGCCUGGUUUUGGAAAAUAUUUAAAUGCGGAACAAUGGCGAAUUCGGUGAAAAACAGAUGCGUUGCUUUCAAAACCUUCGCUUUCCUGAUUCUGGUAUGUACAUCAGAUUUGUGUGCCGGGCAAAUCCGCUAUUCUAUUCCCGAGGAAUUGGAAGUAGGGGGUUUUGUUGGGAAUAUUGUUCAAGAUUUGGGGAUGAACGUACCGCAGUUGUAUGCUCGUAAAUUUCGGCUCACUUCCGAGGGCGCUGGACAUUACAUGAAGGUGAAUUUGAAUGAUGGGAUUUUGUUAAUUCGUGAAAGAAUCGACAGAGAGCAGGUCUGUGGACAAACAUACGGCUGUACUAUUCCUUUCGAAAUAAUACUGGAAAAUCCUUUGGCAUCGCAACGCGGGGAAGUGGAGGUUCUUGAUAUAAAUGACAAUUCACCCAGCUUCAGGAACAGCAGCAUUUCCUUACAGAUAGCCGAAACGAUUGCACCAGGUGUUCGAUUUCGGCUGGUGAGCGCGGAAGAUCCCGACAUUGGAAUAAAUACCAUCGCUGCUUACACAAUCAGUUCCAACGAGCAUUUUAGUCUAAAAACGCAGAGAACCGAUGACGGUGUUAUAAUUGCUGAGUUACUACUGGAGAAGCCUUUAGGCCGAGAGCUGCAGUCAUCCUUUCGACUGGCGCUCACCGCGACUGACGGUGGAAUCCCUCAGAGAUCAGGCACUGCUCAGAUUCUUAUCACUGUGGUGGACAUAAAUGAUAAUCCACCUGUAUUCGACCAUGACAUUUAUCGGGGCAGCGUAAAGGAGAAUACACCUCAAGGCAUGCUAGUUAUGAAAGUCAACGCCAUUGAUUUGGACGAAGGGCCGAAUGCCGAGUUAGCAUAUUAUUUUAGCCAGCUGUCCUCAGCAAGAGUUAAAGAACUGUUUACUUUGGACCCGCACACUGGGGAGAUUCGGACCAAAGUAGGGCUAGAUUUUGAGGAAACAAGCAGCUAUUCACUCGACAUUGAAGCUGUGGACCAUGGAGUACCUGCAAUUGCUGGACACUCCAAAUUCUUCAUCGAUGUAAUUGAUGUAAAUGACAACGCGCCAGAGAUAAAGGUGACAUCAACAAAACGCAAAAUUCAGGAAAAUGGUCCCCCGGGCACAUUAAUAACCUUGAUCAAUGUUGUCGAUCGCGAUUCUGGAGAAAACGGGCGGUUUCACUGCGAGAUACCAAAAAAUAUCCCAUUUAGACUUCGAACGUCGUCCAAAAAUCAUUAUGAGUUGAUUACCAGUGAAUCCCUGGACCGUGAAAGUGUCUCUGAGUAUAACAUACAUUUUCUAGCUUGGGACAUGGGGUCACCGUCACUGUCAACAAAUAAAACAAUCCAGAUUUCAAUAUCGGAUGUAAACGAUAACGCCCCACGUUUUGGUGAAUCCUCUUACAACGUAUAUGUGAUGGAGAACAAUGCUCCGGGUACAUCUAUUUUCGCAGUGACUGCAAGCGAUGCUGACCAGGCCCAGAAUUCAUAUGUUUCUUACUCCUUUAAGGAAAAUCUUCGCCAAGACUUCCCUGCGUCCAGGUACCUCAGCAUCAACUCGAUAAACGGCACAAUUUACGCACAACGUUCAUUUGACUAUGAGAAACUUAAAAGCUUCCAGAUCCAUGUUCAAGCCCGUGACGCUGGUGUACCCCCACUAAUCAACAGUGCUACUGUGACUGUGAUAAUCCUGGAUCAAAAUGAUAACUCUCCGGUAAUUGUUUCACCAAUAUCACAGAUGGGAUCAGCAGCAGUGUUGAUGCUGCCCCAAACAGCGAGCCAAGGGUACUUGAUCACCAAGAUCAUAGCAGCAGAUGCAGAUUCUGGUCAGAACGCACGGCUAUCUUAUCAGGUGCAAAGAUCCACCGAUCCCAGUUUGUUCAACGUUGGACGAACGUCCGGUGAAAUCAGAACUGCCAGACCUAUUUUGGAAUCAGGUACGACCACACAUUCUCUCGUUAUCUUGGUGAAAGACAAUGGGCAGCCUUCGCUCUCCAGUACGGUUUCAAUUCACAUCACAGCUGUGGAGAAUAUCACUGACAUAAUUACUGAAAGCAGCAACUUCGUAGCAAAACCAGAAUAUUUCUCUGAUGCGAAUCUUUACUUAAUUGUAAUUUUCGGUUGCACUUCCGUUUUCUUUCUCGUGGUUAUCAUUUUGCUGAUUGGCAUCAUGUGUAAACAUGAUAGAAAUACCGUCGAAGAAUACAAUUCUUCAAUCUAUUGUUCCAGACCUGGAGAUUCUCGAGAUGCGUUUCCUUGCAGGCGUGCAAUGGAGGAAACUUUACGCUAUCCCGGGACAGGCCGGGUGCUCUCCGUCCCAGAACCACACCAAUACUCGGUCUGUCUGUCUCCAGAAUCAGCCAAGAGCGAUUUUCUGUUUUUAAAACCGUACGGCGUUUCCACGUCCCAGGCCCGAUGCUAAAUUAAGAUGGUCGGCUGACAUAAAGCGGCAACAAACCAUUGCCGGGCAAUAUUAUGCCUUGUCAUGUCUAAUAUAUGGUGUGAAACAUGUAUGCAAAUAUACUGUUUGUUUUUUCCCUGUUAAGAAAAGGAGCUCAUUUAUGGAAAAGGUCGGAAAAAACGACCACCAACCUCUGGAUUACAUGCAUUCGAAUCUGGUCACUGUUCACUUCCAAGGAAAACCUACAAUUGGUCACCGAAUGGUUGCAUCAUUCCGUUUUUGCUCUGCAAGCUACACAGAAGCAUCUCAGUGCGUCCGCACAAUUGUAGACAUUGAAAACAUUUAUCAACAAGAAUAUGUUGUCAAACUUGUUGAAAAGGAUUCUGUAUGAAUCGUUUCAGCCAUCUAAUUGAAUCUGACGAUGAUUCUGUUUCGAUAUGUGUCGAUUUUUGGUUUUAGAUAAAAAGUGCACAUGAUCCUCUCAUUUAUAUCGAUUUUAAACGCAAGUAUAUUACAUUGAAUAAAGGAAAAGCUGUAAGAUUAAUUGUUUUAUAUUAUUUUAAAAGUAGCUGCUGAAGUCUAUUAUUGUGCAAGUUAAUCAAAUCAGAUCCAAGAAUAAGAUGUUUCGCCGCAGUUGGCAAUAAAUAUGAUUGUACUCUAGAUGAGCACUAAAUGUAUAUUUGAUCGUUAAUAUAUCGUUCAAAGUGUUCCGAUUUCGAUCACUUCACAAUUCCAUCGCGAAUAUGAAUUCCGUGAUAUUGUUUGCAGCAGUUUGGGGAGUGAUUUCUGGGCCAAAAUAGCUGCGAUUGACUGGACAAAUCACAAGAGGCUGGGGCUAAAUUGUCUAUAGCAUCAUGCUAUAUCCCAGGAAAGAAGAACAUGGAAAGGUUGCCAAGUGAUGUCUGAUUGAUGUCACCUGGCCGAAGAGUCCGCAAGUAGUGAAGGGAGCCUAUUGGAGUAACACCGUUACCGACAGCGUCUGGUAUUUCAACUUGAGUGAUAUUACUUUACAGAGUUUUGCAUCAUUUCUGAUGUUCACAUUCUCGAGAUACUGGAUUCUGUAAGGCCGUUUCCACCAAGUGCCAAUCGCUGAAAAUCCCGUAUUUCGGGGCGCACCUUCCGUCGUUCGCUUUCCCUGCACAAUCCUCAAGAAAUCCUGGUUAUAGUCCAUUCAUCAGUUAAAAUGUCAAUUCCACACCAGUGCAUGGAUUAUCAACGCGUCACGAGCAGCAUGUGAUGUGUAUGCCUGUUCGUGCACGUUUGUGAAUUGUGAACGUGCUGCAUGCGG
Amblyraja radiata (thorny skate) is the source of this 3820-nucleotide messenger RNA. Its product is annotated as protocadherin gamma-C5-like. Gene Ontology annotation, biological process: homophilic cell-cell adhesion. The record is from RefSeq and is a predicted model, not a curated record. The transcript has a single exon. Lineage: Eukaryota; Metazoa; Chordata; Chondrichthyes; Rajiformes; Rajidae. The coding region runs from base 88 to 2553 and encodes 821 amino acids. Gene Ontology annotation, cellular component: plasma membrane. Gene Ontology annotation, molecular function: calcium ion binding.